CACCAUCACCGCCAUAAGCGAGGUUUAACGUAUAAAUCGAAACUUAACCUUAGGCUUUUGUCAAAUAUUCAAUUUCACGGAGUCAGACAUGGAGAACGGAGAUAUUCCCGAGAACGCCAAUGAACAUUGCCCAGGUCCUCAAUCGGAAAGUGCUGGAAAGUCAGAUUCUUGUGCAGGUUGCCCUAAUCAGGAAGCAUGCGCAACUGCUCCCAAAGGACCUGACCCAGAUUUGGUUGCCAUAGCAGAGAGAAUGAGCACUGUUAAGCACAAGAUUCUUGUCUUGUCUGGUAAAGGUGGGGUUGGUAAGAGCACUUUCUCUGCUCAGCUCUCGUUUGCCCUCGCGGGAAUGGACCAUCAAGUAGGCCUUAUGGACAUUGAUAUAUGCGGCCCAAGCAUGCCUAAAAUGCUAGGCCUUGAAGGUCACGAGAUUCACCAGAGCAACCUCGGAUGGUCCCCUGUCUAUGUGGAAGAGAACCUUGGUGUCAUGUCCAUUGGUUUCAUGCUCCCAAACUCUGACGAAGCUGUGGUCUGGAGAGGUCCCCGCAAGAACGCUCUCAUCAAACAGUUCUUGAAAGACGUCUACUGGAGAGACAUCGACUACCUCGUGGUUGAUGCCCCACCGGGAACUUCGGACGAGCACAUCUCCAUCGUCCAGUACCUUCAAGCCACUGGGAUCGACGGUGCGAUCAUCGUCACGACCCCACAGGAAGUCUCGUUGAUCGAUGUCAGGAAAGAGGUGAGCUUUUGCAAGAAAGUGGGAGUCCCGGUGUUAGGAGUGGUGGAGAACAUGAGCGGUUUGUCUCAGCCGUUGGCGGAUGUCAAAUUUAUGGAGAUUGGCUCUUCCAUUGACGUGACUCAAGACGUAAUCUCUUGCUUGAGGGAGAAUGCGCCAGAGCUUCUCAACGUCUUGGCUUGCAGCGAAGUGUUUGACAGCAGUGGAGGAGGUGCAGAGAGGAUGUGCAGGGAAAUGGGAGUGCCGUUUCUUGGGAAAGUUCCAUUGGAUCCACAGCUUUGCAAAGCAGCAGAACAAGGUAAGUCGUGCUUUGAGGGUAACAACAAGUGUUCUGUUAGCGCACCUGCGCUGAAGAGCAUCAUACAGAAAGUCCUUGCUUCGAUGACCGAGUGAAGUUUAAGACUCCCACUAAACAGAUCCUUUGGUUGGAUCUGUAGAAAGACGAAUGGACUUUGCUAUGAAGGUGUUGUGUGUAGGCUUUUGUUGUAGGCUUCACAUGUGUAAUAAGAUUUAUAUUAUGAGAUUGGACCAUUAAAUCUUGUCGACUUUAAUAUUUACUCUCGUUGAAUUUCUUUAGAGUAUUUGGCUA
Molecule: messenger RNA, 1322 nt
Organism: Brassica oleracea var. oleracea
Lineage: Eukaryota; Viridiplantae; Streptophyta; Magnoliopsida; Brassicales; Brassicaceae
Product: cytosolic Fe-S cluster assembly factor NBP35
Exons: 3
Coding region: 89-1126 (345 amino acids)
Biological process (GO): iron-sulfur cluster assembly
Cellular component (GO): cytosol
Molecular function (GO): ATP-dependent FeS chaperone activity; 4 iron, 4 sulfur cluster binding; ATP binding
Source: RefSeq, a predicted model, not a curated record